AUGGAAGCGACGGCGUUAUCAGCUGGAUUUCAUCCUCUUCUGAAGCCUAACGGAUACAAAUCCCCGAGGUCAUGUUCUCAGAAGAAUUCUCUAUCUUUCGUUCGAUGCGAGUCAUCUAGCGGAUUCAACAAACCGAAACCCGAAGGAUCUAUUGCGAUCACGCACCGUGGAUCGAGCUUCAAGACGAACGUGUUCGAGCAAGCCCAUUCCGUGGCUGGAGACGCCUCUUCUUACGAUGACACCACAGCUAAAACCCGUUCCCAUGUCGCAGAAGAUAAGAUCGGUGUCCUGCUUUUGAACUUAGGUGGCCCUGAAACUCUCAACGACGUGCAACCAUUCUUGUAUAACCUCUUUGCAGACCCGGAUAUUAUAAGGCUUCCAAGACCAUUUCAGUUUCUCCAAGGGACGAUAGCGAAGUUUAUAUCUGUGGUUCGCGCUCCUAAGUCGAAAGAAGGGUAUGCUGCUAUUGGCGGUGGCUCUCCAUUGCGUAAGAUAACCGAUGAGCAAGCAGAUGCUAUUAAGAUGGCUUUACAAGCAAAGAACAUUGCUGCUAACGUCUAUGUUGGCAUGCGGUAUUGGUUCCCAUUCACUGAAGAGGCUGUUCAGCAGAUUAAGAAGGACAAAAUUACAAGACUUGUUGUACUACCGUUGUACCCUCAGUAUUCUAUCUCCACGACUGGUUCGAGCAUCCGCGUUCUUCAAGACUUAUUCAGGAAAGAUCCGUACCUAGCUGGAGUGCCAGUUGCUGUUAUACAGUCGUGGUACCAAAGACGAGGCUAUGUUAAUUCCAUGGCAGACCUCAUUGAGAAGGAGCUUCAGAUUUUCUCUGAUCCUAAGGAGGCUGUGAUAUUCUUCAGUGCUCAUGGUGUGCCAGUCAGUUACGUAGAGAAUUCCGGAGAUCCAUACCAGAAACAGAUGGAAGAGUGCAUUUACUUGAUUAUGGAAGAGCUAAAAGCCAGAGGUGUUCCUAACGAGCAUAUAUUGGCGUACCAGAGUCGUGUUGGGCCUGUACAAUGGCUGAAGCCAUACACCGAUGAGGUUCUCGUCGACCUUGGUAAGAAAGGUGUUAAGAGUCUACUAGCCGUUCCAGUCAGUUUUGUGAGUGAGCACAUUGAGACUCUUGAAGAGAUAGACAUGGAGUAUAGGGAACUAGCUCUAGAGUCAGGGAUAGAGAACUGGGGCCGAGUCCCGGCGCUAGGUCUAACGCCGUCCUUCAUCACCGACUUGGCUGAUGCGGUGAUAGAAUCUCUCCCUUCAGCAGCAGCAAUCUGGAACCCAAGUGUCUCAGAAGAUAGUGAGUCAUCAGACGCUUUCAGUUACCUUGUGAAGAUGUUCUUCGGUUCGAUCCUGGCUUUCGCACUGCUUCUCUCCCCAAAGAUGAUCGAUGCUUUCCGGAACCAUCUUAUAUAG
This is a messenger RNA of Microthlaspi erraticum, 1410 nucleotides long. NCBI's taxonomy places the organism in Eukaryota, Viridiplantae, Streptophyta, Magnoliopsida, Brassicales, Brassicaceae. The record is from the annotation of a GenBank genome assembly.